Molecule: messenger RNA, 4009 nt
Organism: Mycena citricolor
Lineage: Eukaryota; Fungi; Basidiomycota; Agaricomycetes; Agaricales; Mycenaceae
Source: the annotation of a GenBank genome assembly
CCGUCCUUGACCACGCAGUCCGAGCGCAUGACACAGUCCCUCAUAGCCGCCAAAAGCCCUUUACAUGACGACGACAUGAAAGUUCGCGGUCAGAGUUGCUCACAAAUCAUCGAGCUUGAACGCUCUCCGAGUGGCCCUCGACAUGCCUCCUUCCUUACGCCCGCUAAUCUCAAAAAUACCAACAAUUGCACGUGUGCCGAACAGAUCCGUGCUCUCUGUUGCCGGCUCUCAAGCCGCGGAAUACCUGAACGGGGUCGUGUCAACACUAGUCAAGCCGCCUCCGCUUCCACUCUACUGCGCGUUCCUCCAUCCACAAGGACGUAUCACACACGAUGUCUUCAUAUACACUCACACCGGUGCGGACGGAAAACAGGGCUACCUCAUCGAUUUCGACAAUCGUGAAUCCGAGGCCCCACCUCUGCUGCCGACACUGAGGCGGCAUGUCCUGCGCUCGCGGGUCAAACUUAGAGAUGUGUCUGAAGAGUAUGAUGUAUGGGGCGCAUGGGGCUCUGAGACUGAUUCCGUUCACGCCGAGAGGCAGUGGAGGUGGUCUGAGCAAAGCGGAGUGGCUGAACCGCAAUGGAGUACUUCGGAGGCGUGGCCCUGGGGCACCAAGGACGGAGAAGUGACAGACGCACGGGCGCCUGGGAUGGGAAGGAGGUUAUUGGUUAGAAAGGGAGAUACCCCCGCGGAACAAUCCUCUCAUGAGCUCGGAUCUUCCGACGCUUAUACCUUGCAUCGCAUUCUACAUGGUGUUCCGGAAGGCGUUGACGACAUGCCUCCGAUGCAGUCGUUUCCCAUGGACUCGAACCUGGAUUUCAUGGGUGGAGUGGACUUCCGGAAGGGAUGCUACGUUGGCCAAGAAUUGACCGUCCGAACAUACCACAAGGGCGUUAUACGAAAGCGCAUCAUGCCAGUGUCUAUUCACCCCGCCAAUGACCCCCCCCACGACCUCGUAGUCCCUAAUCCCAGUGCGCCUUCGCUUUCCCCGGGUCUGGAGAUACGGGCUGCAGUAACUCAAACCGACGAUUCCGAACGCAAACCGCGCGCGCGCGGCCACAGCAGGCUCCUCAGUUCCACACAUGGAGUCGGGUUGGCGCUCAUGCGGCUGGAGCAGGUCGAGAAGGCAGAAAAUGGUGAUUUGGGAUUCCAGAUCGAAACCGAGAUUGACGGAAAGAAUGAGAUCUUGGGAGUGAGUCCCUGGAGGCCCGAGUGGUGGCCGACGCCGCCGUAGUGUUAUGGCGUAGAGCAUUACUGUGCCCUCUCGACUAGAACCGAAGCAAAAACAUACUCUCCGUCGUGGCUGAUUGACACGUGGAUCCUGCCAACCACAGAGGUAUCCUGAGAACCUUCAGGGCGGAAAAGUAGUCGUGGUUUGUGCCCGUUCUUCAUACUGGUGUAGGUAAAGUCUUUCCACGAAGCACGAAAGUGGGGAUAGAGUGCCUUAUAUGCAGCUUCCUUCACGGCCCAUCUGUGUGCGGUAAGCUAGUUGUUCGAAUUGCCAGGCCGGGGCCGUACCGAACGGCAAUGAAAGUGGGAUCUGCAUCUUUGUAUUCAGCGAACUCGUCGCGGCUCAGGAUACGAGACGGCAGCCGCUUUGGAUACGUCUUCAAGAGGGAUGUGAUCCGAGGAACGUGAAGCACAUCUACGCCAAUUCCCAAUAUGCCCAUGAUCGUGGUUGAGUUUUGGCAACGAGUGGAAGCGCGCAGUCACUGUCAGUCAGACUGACGCGCCGUGUGACAGACGCGACUUUUCCUGGGCCCAUGACCAUCAAAUUCUCAGCCGCUUACAUCUCGGCAUCGACCAACCGCUUCCCACUCGCGGCCGCGCAUCUCCCCAGCAGAUCACUCGUUGCUUUCGGAUCGGGCGCGCUCGUCGCGCUGUGGGAUGUUGCGCAGGAUCGGGGUGUCGCGCGCACUCUGGCUGGGCACGAAGGAGCGGUCACCUGUGUCUGCUUUCUCGAAAACGACGAGAUCCUCGUUUCUGCCGAUGAUAAGGGCCGAGUGAGACUAUGGAGAGAGGUUGAUUCGGAGUGGACAUCGAUCGUGCAAGUGGAUGCUCACAAGCACGCAAUAUCGACGCUCUGUCUUAGAGAGAGAACUCUCGUAACGGGUUCGUCAGAUGGAAGUGUGAAGAUCUGGGAGUUGAGCGCCGCAGAUGAGGUGACGCCAGUCCAGACCGUCGAUAUGGGCGGAAGAUAUCCGCUUGCCGUCGCACUGGGCUCUUUGCCGCAAUCUCAAGCGGAGAUCUUGGCGGUAGGUUGCACUGACCGAAACAUCCACAUCUUUACUAGAUCCGGCGACUCGUUCGUGCGAUCGACUGUGUUGUCUGGCCACGAGGACUGGGUCAAGAGCUUAGCAUUCCGAGAGCGUUCCUCUCCGGAUGAGCCCCUCGUACUUGCGUCCGGAUCGCAGGAUGCUACAAUUCGGCUGUGGAACAUCGAACACUUGGGAACCCACGCCCUCGUCGAGGCAAAAGCACAAGCACCUGCUAUGAGCUCGAACGAUCUGCUUCUAGAUGCGUUCGAAGCCUCUCUCGGAGAUCUCCAAGAUGGAGAGGAAGGCGGCCGUCAAAUAUCGCUGAAGCGACACAUUCUCACUGUCCAGGCCGAGCGCUACUCUAUCACAUUCGACGCAUUAUUGAUCGGACACGAAGCCGGGGUAACGUCCCUGCGAUGGCAACCCACAUCCAAUCCAACGCUCCUCUCGACGUCGACCGACUCCUCUCUCAUCAUCUGGUCCCCGACCUCGGUUCGAUCAGGUCAGGACAGGAGUCGACAGCGAUAUGGAUGACCCAGCAGCGGUUUGGCGAUGUCGGGGGCCAGCGCCUGGGUGGGUUCGUUGGCGGACUGUGGGCCGACUCGGGAAACGAGGUCUUGGCCUGGGGCUGGUCUGGCGGAUGGAGGCGAUGGAAAACGACUGAAAAGGAUGUCUGGACGGAGCUUGUGGCGAUCACGGGACACGCAGGUCCCGUCAAAAGUGUGGCGUGGAGUCCCGAUGGCCGCUAUCUUGUGUCUACGGGGUCGGAUCAAACGACGAGAAUCCACGCCCAGUGUCUGGUACCACGGUCUGGCACGAGUUGGCCCGGCCGCAGGUCCAUGGGUAUGAUAUGCUGGGUGCUGUAUUCCUCGAUCCUUUGAAAUUUGCGAGUAUCGCCGACGAGAAAGUGGUUCGUGUGUUUGAAGCGCCCAGCGGGUUCGUCCAACUGGCACAAGAACUCGGCGUGGCGAAUUUCUCUGAGGAGCAGAGGAAUCGACCGUCAGCGGCCAGUGUGCCACCGCUGGGAUUGUCGAACAAAGCCACGAGCGAAGCUGCGUCCUCGGCGCCCAUCGCAAACCGAGUGCCCUUUGAAGGUGAACUGGCAGCGACAACACUCUGGCCCGAGAUCGAAAAAAUCUUCGGCCACGGCUACGAGUCGAUCUGCCUGGCGGCCUCGACGUCCCGCCAGAUCAUCGCCACAGCCUGCAAAGCCUCGACAGCAGAGCACGCGGCGAUCCGCCUGUACGACACAGCCACCUGGCAGCUCGUCGGGCAGCCACUGAGCGGCCACACGCUGAGUGUGACGCGCGUCGCAUUCAGCCCAGACGACAGCCUUGUGGUCAGCGUCUCGCGGGACCGCACCUGGCGCAUGUACGAGAAGCAGGCGGACGGAGGCUAUGCGCCCGUCGCCGCCGAGAAGCCACACGCCCGGAUCAUCUGGGACUGCGCCUGGGCUGCCGAGGGCGAUGUGUUUGCGACUGCAUCGCGAGACAAGACGGUCAAGAUCUGGCACCGACAUUCGGACAAGUGGUCAGCUGCGCAGGUCAUCCAGCUGCCAGACGCAGCCACGGCCGUUGACUUUGCACCGCUGGCUGCGGAUGGCAGCCGCGUUCUGGCCAUCGGACUCGAAUCUGGAGCAGUCAUGCUGUGCACCAACGGCAAGCUGGCGUCUGGAUGGAGUGUCCGGGAUUCAUUCCGAUGGCACAAUGGACCGGUGACACGGCUGAGCUGGCGGCCAGGCAAUCGUGAAU